Penicillium manginii is the source of this 306-nucleotide messenger RNA. RefSeq lists its product as uncharacterized. The record is from RefSeq and is a predicted model, not a curated record. NCBI's taxonomy places the organism in Eukaryota, Fungi, Ascomycota, Eurotiomycetes, Eurotiales, Aspergillaceae. Bases 1 to 306 code for a protein of 101 amino acids. The transcript has a single exon.
AUGUACAUGUACAGCGCAAUUUCCACUCUCCUUCUGGCUGCCUCCAGCAUCCACUCCGCAAAAGCAGACUCCUGCUACGCCGUUGGACAUCUCAACACCAAUUCCGAAGGCUGGGGUCUGGGUGGAACCACUUACGCCGGUGGACAAGGGCUGGAUCUGUACAAUUCGAAGGACGAGCUGAUCGGAUCCUACGACCUGUGCGAUACCUGCAGCGGUGUCUGCUCUGAUCUCCUCCAUGUGCCGACCAGCAAUCUGUCGGAAGUCUUCUCUUGGGGUGCCACGUGCGGUGACGGAGGCUUUGAGUAA